Messenger RNA from Thlaspi arvense, 1080 nucleotides. Lineage: Eukaryota; Viridiplantae; Streptophyta; Magnoliopsida; Brassicales; Brassicaceae. The record is from the annotation of a GenBank genome assembly.
AUGUUCUUGUGUAGAUCCCUAAACCAUUUCCUUUUAAGAUUCCUUCAUUUUUUCGGGAACCAACCAGAUCCAAAUCCAACGACCGUGAACAUGUCAGGACUCGACGGCGUAGAACACAAAACCCUCAAGGUAAACGGCAUAAACAUGCACGUUGCGGAAAAACCAGGAUCCGGAUCCGGAGGAGAUCCGAUCAUUCUCUUUAUCCAUGGAUUCCCGGAGCUUUGGUACACGUGGCGACACCAGAUGGCUGCGUUUUCUUCCUUGGGAUACCGUACGAUCGCGCCGGAUCUCCGAGGGUACGGAGACACCGACGCGCCGGAGAAAGUGGAAGACUACACGUACCUAAACGUGGUCGGAGACUUGGUGGCACUCAUCGACGCCGUGACGAGCGGAGAAGAGGCGGUUUUCGUGGUGGGCCAUGACUGGGGAGCGAUGAUUGCGUGGCAGUUGUGUCAUUACCGACCGGAGAAAGUCAAGGCUCUGGUCAACAUGAGCGUUGUGUACACUCCAAGGAACCCAGAUCGGGUUCCGAUUCCGACGUUGAGACAUGUCUUUGGUGACGAUUAUUACAUCUGCAAAUUUCAGAAACCUGGAGAGAUAGAAGCAGAGUUCAAAAAGUUGGGAACAGAGAAUGUGUUGAAAGAGUUCCUCACCUACAAAACGCCUGGCCCGCUCUAUCUCCCCAAAGGCAAACUUUUUAAACGAUCUGAAAACGCCGCGUCUGCGUCGUUACCAUCGUGGUUAACACAAGAAGAUCUCGACUAUUACGUUACCAAGUACGAGGAGAAAGGCUUCACUGGAGCCAUUAACUACUACCGCAACAUUGACCGGAAUUGGAAGCUGACUGCACCUUGGACCGGUUCUAAGAUCCGUGUACCGGUGAAGUUCAUAGUCGGAGAUCAAGAUUUGACGUACAAUUCGCCGGGAGCUAAGGAAUACAUUCACGGUGGCGGCUUUAAGAGAGACGUACCGUUGCUCGAUGAAACCGUCGUGCUCAACGGACUGGGACAUUUCCUCCACGAGGAAAACCCUGACGAGAUCAAUCAACAUAUUCACAGCUUCUUUCAAAAGUUCGUUUGA